Messenger RNA from Capsicum annuum, 1297 nucleotides. Its product is annotated as carbamoyl-phosphate synthase small chain, chloroplastic. Gene Ontology annotation, cellular component: cytoplasm; carbamoyl-phosphate synthase complex. Gene Ontology annotation, biological process: 'de novo' pyrimidine nucleobase biosynthetic process; L-arginine biosynthetic process; L-glutamine metabolic process. The record is from RefSeq and is a predicted model, not a curated record. NCBI's taxonomy places the organism in Eukaryota, Viridiplantae, Streptophyta, Magnoliopsida, Solanales, Solanaceae. Gene Ontology annotation, molecular function: carbamoyl-phosphate synthase (glutamine-hydrolyzing) activity.
UAUCAAAAUAUUUUCGGAGAAAAAUAGAAUUUGUUUUGGAAUUUGGAGCUAAGUACUAUGGAUUGUGCAUUUACUACUACUCACAAUGCAGUAUCUGCCACAGCAAUAACCAAUUUCUAUUCAUCGAAAAAAUCUUCAAAUUUCAGAUUUUUCACUGUUAAAUGUUCGAAUAAUCUUUCUGCAGGGGCUGCAGGUCUGGUUGAAAGACCUUGGAAGGUAGCAGAUGCUAGACUUGUUCUUGAGGAUGGUUCAAUUUGGAAGGCAAAAUCAUUUGGUGCUCGUGGAACCCAAGUUGGAGAAGUGGUUUUUAAUACCUCGUUAACUGGGUAUCAGGAGAUACUUACAGAUCCCAGUUAUGCAGGCCAGUUUGUCUUGAUGACUAACCCUCAUAUCGGGAAUACUGGGAUCAAUUUUGAUGAUGAAGAAUCGGUGCAGUGCUUUCUUGCAGGAUUAGUCAUUAGAAGUUUAAGUAUCAGCACGUCAAAUUGGAGAUGCAAAGAGACACUUGGUGACUAUUUGGCUGAAAGGAACAUCAUGGGUAUAUAUGAUGUCGACACUCGAGCAAUUACGCGAAGAUUGAGAGAAGACGGAAGCCUCAUUGGAGUCUUGAGCACAGAAGAUUCAAAAAGCGACGAAGAACUUCUCAAAAUGUCCCGUACAUGGGAUAUUGUAGGUGUGGAUCUAAUCAGUGGUGUUUCAUGCAAAUCUCCUUACAAAUGGGUUGAUAGAACUGGCUCAGAUUGGGAGUUUAACAAUAAUGGAAGAAGUAAAGAAACUUUCAACGUCGUUGCAUAUGAUUUUGGAAUCAAGCAUAAUAUACUUCGGCGCUUAGCAUCAUACGGCUGUAAAAUCACUGUUGUUCCUUCAACAUGGCCAGCGUCUGAAACACUAAAGAUGAAACCUGACGGGGUUCUUUUCAGCAACGGGCCAGGAGAUCCCUCUGCAGUUCCCUAUGCAGUUGAAGCUGUAAAAGAACUUAUCGGAAAAGUUCCAGUUUUUGGCAUUUGUAUGGGUCACCAGUUGCUUGGUCAAGCAUUGGGGGGUAAGACAUUCAAAAUGAAAUUUGGUCACCACGGAGGAAACCAUCCAGUCCUAAACCUUCGAAAAGGCUGUGUUGAGAUCAGUGCCCAGAAUCACAACUACGCUGUUGACCCCGAGUCUCUUCCAGAAGGUGUAGAGGUGACUCAUGUAAAUUUGAAUGACGGAAGCUGUGCUGGUCUUGCCUCCUCUAAAAUGAAGCUGAUGUCACUUCAAUACCAUCCCGAAGCAUCUCCAGGGCCUCAUGAUUCAGAUACUG